Messenger RNA from Lodderomyces pseudojiufengensis, 663 nucleotides. RefSeq lists its product as uncharacterized. The transcript has a single exon. Gene Ontology annotation, cellular component: membrane; cytoplasm. NCBI's taxonomy places the organism in Eukaryota, Fungi, Ascomycota, Pichiomycetes, Serinales, Debaryomycetaceae. Bases 1 to 663 code for a protein of 220 amino acids. The record is from RefSeq and is a predicted model, not a curated record.
AUGAGUCUUCCAUUAAGUCAAGAUAAUAUAGAAUUACAUGAUUUGGGCAAGUCAUCAUCAACCACUUUACCAUUAUCAAAUAAUCUACAUACAGAAUCAAGAAAUUAUAAAUUACAUCCAAGUUCAAAACAUAUAUUAAAGAAGUUAUAUUUUGCAUUGAUAAUAGAAUCUAUUAUAUCAGUAACUAUAUAUUAUUUCUAUGAUGAUAUAUCAUUAAUUAAUCCAAAUCUAGCCCCAACCUUAUUAGGUUGUUCGUCAGGAGCAUUAGCACAGUCUAUAAAUCAAUUUCUGAAGAAAAAAUUCACACUUAAUAAGAUUUUUAAAUUUAUGAUAUGGGGUAGUAUAAAUGGUUAUUUCACAGUAACUUGGAUUAAUCUAUUAAUUUUACAUGUUGAUAAUUUAAUUUAUAGAAUAAUUAUUGAUCAACUUAUCGGUGCUCCAAUUUUUCAAUUAAUCUUUAACAUAUUAAAUACAAUAUGGGAUCAUGGUGAAAUAUUUUCAAAAAGUACGAGACAAGCUUAUCUUAAAUCUUUAAAAUAUAGUUAUUGUUAUUGGCCAUUUUUUAGUAUUUUUUCAUUUGUAUUUGUUCCUCAAACCAUGAUGUUUCCAAGUAAUUGUUUAGCAAACUUGUUUUGGAAUUUAAUAUUAAGUAAAAUAGCAUAG